Messenger RNA from Plectropomus leopardus (leopard coralgrouper), 2396 nucleotides. It is a transcript of the gene prkag2b, whose product is annotated as protein kinase, AMP-activated, gamma 2 non-catalytic subunit b. Gene Ontology annotation, molecular function: protein kinase regulator activity; AMP binding; protein kinase binding. Gene Ontology annotation, biological process: regulation of catalytic activity; protein phosphorylation. The record is from RefSeq and is a predicted model, not a curated record. Gene Ontology annotation, cellular component: nucleotide-activated protein kinase complex; nucleus; cytoplasm. NCBI's taxonomy places the organism in Eukaryota, Metazoa, Chordata, Actinopteri, Perciformes, Serranidae.
GGGAAAAGGCGGUCCGGCCCAAGUUGUUCUUUGCAUCACUUGCGUGAGGGACAUUUUUCAGCUGAAGGUGUGUGGAAAUUACAUACUCUCUGUGACUUUUCCAUCAAAUCUAUAAGCAGACACAGAGUGCACAGCUGGCUCCUGUGCUCAGGAGGAUUUCUUUUUUGCCUGGAUAUGCAAGCUUAGUCCAUAUUGGUGACUUGCUGCGGUUGUCGUUUUCUGUUUGCAACUCACACUGCUGGCUACAAGGACAAUGCUUUACUUCACGGAGUAGCCAAAAUUAGUUUUUCCUUUGCAGAAGACUUUUCUAUAUAUUCUUCAUCCACCAGCUGAGGGUGACCAGUUUCCAUCUCUCUCAUAAAGACAGAAGAAACACCUUCAAAGACUUACUGUUCUCAAGAUCAUUGGACUUCAGCUGGACAUACUUUUUAAAUUCAUUAUUGUACAACUUUCUUCAUGGACUGACUCUAACUUGGAACAGUUUCUGAGCUCCCCUAUCGUGAUGGUCAAAUUCAGUUUUGAACCUACAACCCACUGUGUUUCAUGAAGAGGUUUGGCAGCCUGAGGAGGAGCAAGAAACGGAAGGAGCAAGAUGGGCUAGGAGGAAGGCAUCAGUCCGAGUCGUCAUGUCUAUCUGCCUCUGGACUCUCCACACCGCCCGCCACCCCAACCCAGGCGGCCAGCCAACCCGUGUUCACACAGGAGGCCCAGCCGAGCGGGCCCAGCCCUGAACGCCUGGAGCCGGGCUCACGAUCCCGCUCGACCUCUACGCCUCCAGACACAGGACAGCGCCUCAGCCUUCCCUCUGCCAAACCUCCGAUCCCCUCCUCGAGCCCUGUGCCAUCUUACUCUACCUCACAACAAGUCUACGGUUUAUUCGAAGGCAUGCUGGAGAAACUUGAACUAGAUGAUGAUGCUGCUGAACCUGAGAGUGAUAUUUACAUGCGCUUCAUGAAAUCCCACAAGUGCUACGACAUCAUCCCCACAAGCUCCAAGCUGGUUGUGUUCGACACGGCACUCCAAGUUAAGAAAGCGUUCUUUGCCUUGGUAGCCAACGGUGUGCGAGCCGCUCCACUAUGGGACACAGAGAAGCAAAGCUUUGUUGGAAUGCUGACAAUCACAGAUUUCAUCAUCAUACUACACAGAUACUAUAAGUCACCAAUGGUGCAAAUAUAUGAAUUAGAGGAACAUAAGCUUGAGACGUGGAGAGAGGUUUACCUUCAAGCAACGUUCAAACCUCUGGUCAACAUAUCACCUGAUGCAAGCCUAUUUGAUGCAGUGUACACCCUUAUCAAAAACAAAAUUCACCGCCUGCCUGUCAUCGACCCCGUCACGGGGAAUGCACUUUAUAUUCUCACACACAAGAGGAUCCUCAAGUUCCUCCAGCUUUUUAUGUGUGAAAUGCCAAAGCCAGCUUUCAUGAAGCAGACUCUCGGGGAGCUGGGCAUCGGCUCGUACCAUGACAUCGCUUUCAUCCACCCAAACACGCCCAUCAUCAAAGCUCUCAACAUCUUUGUAGAGAGACGAGUGUCCGCCCUGCCUGUGGUGGAUGAGUCGGGCAAAGUUGUGGAUAUUUACUCCAAGUUUGACGUGAUUAACUUGGCCGCUGAGAAGACGUACAACAACCUGGACAUUACAGUGACGCAGGCUCUGAAGCAUCGCUCCCAGUACUUCGAAGGAGUCAUGAAGUGCCAUAAAAUGGAAACAAUGGAGACCAUUGUGGACAGAAUAGUCAAAGCUGAAGUGCAUCGGUUGGUGGUGGUGGACGAGCGCUCCAGCAUCGAGGGCAUCGUCUCUCUUUCAGACAUCCUUCAGGCCCUGGUGCUCAGCCCUGCAGAUGCCUGUAAGGAGGAGAACCUGGCUGAGUGAGAGGGAGGAAGCGUCAGCUGGAGAGGAGACGUGCUGAGAGUAAAUACGUCUGAAUGUUGAGGUAGGGAGCGCGAGGCUGAGCAGAGUCGGUCCGAAGGUCCCAGAGACGCCUGCAACGGAUGCACUAUAGAGGCUUGGAAACCAAAGAGCUAGACAGCUGAAUGAAGUGGAGUUCCUGCACUGAGGAUUGAUUUUCUGAGUGUUUUAUUUUUGUUGUUUGUUUUGAACACUGAUCAGAUGCACACGCACACAGUAUACUGUAUUUAAACACACACAUUAUGGUCACCUGCCGGGGAAAAAGGUGGGGAGUCAAGGCUGGUUCUGAUGGAUUGGGGCUUCAGUGUUUCGGGGUGUGUGGAUACGAUCAUGCUGCUGUCUUCAGUUGAUUUUUAUUUUGGAGUCGAUUCUGAAUGUCAUCACCUUCGGGAAAACAGUAUUUGAUGUAGAAAGAUGAUAAUUCACAGAUGUAACUUAUUGUUUGGAAGCAAAACUACACUCCACCUAUAAUGUGGCCAUUUUAUGACUCU